Molecule: messenger RNA, 1440 nt
Organism: Lentinula edodes (shiitake mushroom)
Lineage: Eukaryota; Fungi; Basidiomycota; Agaricomycetes; Agaricales; Omphalotaceae
Product: asparaginase
Exons: 11
Coding region: 86-1216 (376 amino acids)
Biological process (GO): protein maturation
Molecular function (GO): threonine-type endopeptidase activity
Source: RefSeq, a predicted model, not a curated record
GUGAUAAAGUGAUCUCUGGAUCGGCAUUCUCGGCACUGACUUUGUUUCUCCUCCCGCACUUGUUCGUUGGUCGAUCCAAGGAUAUAUGCAUACUUUCAUAGCAGUGCACGGAGGUGCUGGUUCUCAUAGUUCUUCCACUGAACGGGAGCUCAAGCAAGCCCUGCGCCUUGCCUGCAAGAAAGCAUUAGAUUCUUCCUCUUUGACUUCGAGGUCACCUCUGGAUGUCGCUGAAGUGGCAAUUACAGUCCUUGAAGAUGAUCCGGUCCUCAAUGCAGGAUACGGUUCGAAUCUAAGUUUGGAAGGGAUAGUAGAGUGUGAUGCCGCUAUAAUGGAUGGCAACUACCAUUUUGGUAGCGUUGGCGCGAUUUCUGGCGUCAAGAAUCCUAUUCAAGUAGCUCGUGCAUUACUCCAACAUUCACAGAUAUCCGAUCCUCUAGGCCGUGUUCCACCCUUGACCUUGGUUGGCUCGGGAGCCCAUGCAUUUGCAUCCAAGAACCCUCACACGAGUUCAGGGAUUGUUGACAAAGGUUCCAUGGUCAGCGCAGGAGCCAGAGAUCGGUGGCGCUAUUGGAAAAAAAAAUUAACCUCCGCGAAAAUGGGAGAUUUAGACCCAAGCCAGCCCCUCGAAAUUGGACAGAAUCUGCAUGACUUGCAGGAUACCGUUGGCGCUGUUACAUCGCGCUUCGGCGAAAUGGCAUCCGGAGUCUCGAGCGGAGGGUUAUUACUAAAGAUGGAGGGAAGAUGUGGUGAGGCUGCAGUUUUUGGUGCCGGUUGCUGGGCUCAGAAUUUUCGUCCUGGAGCACGAAUUGGGAUGGCAUGUAGCAUAUCUGGCACGGGUGAAUACAUAACUCGAAGUGGCCUUGCGCGAGCUUUAGGGAAAGCAUUUGAAGUGCCCGAACCAAUCAACUCAGAUGAAGAUGUCGAUCCGCAUGCAAUCAUUCAGAAGGUUCUAAUUCACGAGUUCUGGAAGCCUUCGCAAGAUCUUGGGGAAUCCAGUCCAAGUGCCGGUAUCCUACUGAUGACCUACGAAGACGGAGAUGACGAACCGAUAGUGCGCGUCUGGUGUGCAUUCACGACCCCUACUAUGGCCAUUGCAUAUGCGUCAACCAAAAAUCCAAGCCCUAAGGCUCUAAUUCUUCGACGACCAAAGGAAAUGACUAGAACACGGCCUGAUGACAACUUGGCACCUGUGUACAUGACAGCAUUCUCAUUGUAAUUCCAUCGAUAUACAUUCUAUAUACUGUACAAAAACUGCGUACAAACCAGUUCGUUCGAUGGGCAUCAAAAUGAGAUCCGCCAAUUGACAAUGGUCUCGAGCGGAUCCAUUGUAAUAUCAUACGAAUCGUGAAAGAUAGCGUCAACAUACAGAGUUCGCCAACCCCUUAUGACACAACAUUCCCGAGACCCGAGACCUUGGACAUAGAUAAAGCCCUCCGGCAC